This is a messenger RNA of Schizophyllum commune H4-8, 367 nucleotides long. RefSeq lists its product as uncharacterized. The record is from RefSeq and is a predicted model, not a curated record. The coding region runs from base 65 to 286 and encodes 73 amino acids. The transcript has a single exon. Lineage: Eukaryota; Fungi; Basidiomycota; Agaricomycetes; Agaricales; Schizophyllaceae.
CCGCAGCGGACCUCGAGAUAAUCAAGAUGGCAACAUGCGAUGACUACGAGAUCCAUACGGCGCAAUGCGCCCUGCCCAGCAAGAGCUCACGCCGCCUGACAAUGAAACGGGAGGGUCGUCUGCCCAAGGCCUCCCUCGGCCGACCCAAGUCUUGCUAGUUCCGCCCACCAAUCCAGGCAGCUGCGGCGUACCCUCCUCUGCAGUAUCGCCCCUACUGCGUGUCUCUUCGUCACCCUAUUCGGCUUCUAUGGAGCUUCGGCCUCCCGCUCCCCUUCGACUACAGUAAUCGCUGAGUUUGCCGCGAUGAGCUUGGUCAUCCUCUUCAACUGACACUGUAAUGACUUCUGCCUAAUCAAGUACCCUGACA